AUGAAAACUCAAACUAACACAAGACCUCUUCAAUAUCAAACAAAACGAUCACUUAGAUCAAACACCAGAAUUCAUGAUCAAGAAGCACCCAUCAAUCUUUUACAAUCAUCUACCAUCUCUUCACAAGGAUCAUUACCUAGCUUAUCGAUUCUAAAUCCACUUUCAAAUCUACCUAAUCUAUCAUCCAAUCAAACUUCAUUCUGUGUAAUACAAAAAGAAAAUGAUUCGAUUGAACAAUUAGAAUUUGUAGAUGAAGAAGAAGAGGAAGACGAACAGAACAAACCGAUACCGAAUGAUGAUGGUGAUACGAUUAUGGAAGAAGAAGAACCCACUAGUUCACAACAUACAGAUCCAGAACUAGGAGCCACUUCAGCUUUCCGUCAAGCUUCACCCAGUUCUUCAAUCUUAUUUGAAAAUGUAUCAGAAACUGAAGCAAAACAUCAACAAAUCAGUUUAUCAAAAUAUCCUACAAUCUCACCUUAUAAACUAGCACACGUUUCACAAUCUAUGACACAACUUUCGAUCUCAGUCUUAAAUGUUUUAAAACACUAUAGAGAACAUUUAAAUCUUUGGGAAUCUACUUCCAAUCCAACAGAUCAAGUUAUUCAAGCUAGUACACUCAUCGAUCAAUGUUUACUUAGAUUAGCUUUAUUAUUGGAUCCGGUUCAGUAUGAAUUAAGUCAGCUACUUUAUUCGAUCAAUGGCAGUUUACUUUCGAUUGAUGAAGAUGUUUUAGGUGAUAGACUUUGUACGAAGAAUGAAGUAGAAUGUACAAAGUUUUGGUCACGUUUAGCUGAAUUACAAGAUAAAGUGGUCAAAGCAGAACUUAGAAUGUCAGAUUUAUCAGUUCAUCUAUCUGAUUUCUAUGAUUGGACAGACGGAUGUUUGACGCCAGUACUCGGCAGACUUUCAGUAGAAGAAGAUGAUCUUUCAAAUCAGGUAGAAGAAUCAUCUCAAAGACGAAACUUAGUAGUCUCACAUCUUUUGGAUGUUCAAAGUUACUUUUGUCAAGCUUUAGAUCAAAUCAGCUGGAUCACAAAGUUAUAUAGAAAGAUCUUGACGAAAGUUUUGGAUUCGAUUGAUGAUUUUUCUGAAGCUAUGGUUAAUGAUGAUCGGUUUAUUGAUGAAUUGAUUAAUUGGAUUAGAUUGAUGAGAUCGACUUUUAAACAUAUGGCUGAUAGUUUACUGGUCCUUUCUUCUGUGGCUAAUGGGAUCGAAACUUUUACGUCAGGUACAAUACAUGCGGUCUCAGUCUCGUCUAAACCUUCUUGA
Messenger RNA from Melampsora larici-populina 98AG31, 1272 nucleotides. RefSeq lists its product as uncharacterized. The coding region runs from base 1 to 1272 and encodes 423 amino acids. NCBI's taxonomy places the organism in Eukaryota, Fungi, Basidiomycota, Pucciniomycetes, Pucciniales, Melampsoraceae. The transcript has 2 exons. The record is from RefSeq and is a predicted model, not a curated record.